ACAAUAACUGUUUGGGCUGGUGGAGAAAGUGUUUUCUUCACUCAGAUGGUGAAGAAUGGGAGAGAUAGAAGGAACAUACAGAGUCCUGCAGACUGCAGGGACACGCUUGGGUGCCCAGACGCCUGUGGGAGUUAGCACCCUUGAGCCUGGGCAGACUCUGUUGCCCAGAAUGCAAGAGAAGCACCUGCACCUCAGAGUAAAGCUGCUGGACAACACCGUGGAAAUAUUUGACACUGAGCCUAAAUGUGAUGGCCAGAUAUUACUGACACAAGUGUGGAAGCGUUUGAAUCUGGUAGAAUGUGACUACUUCGGGUUGGAGUUUCAAAAUACUCAGUCCUACUGGAUUUGGCUUGAACCUAUGAAACCCAUCAUUAGGCAAAUACGAAGGCCAAAGAAUGUGGUGCUUCGCCUAGCUGUGAAAUUUUUCCCACCUGAUCCUGGUCAGCUACAAGAAGAAUAUACAAGAUACUUGUUUGCCUUGCAACUUAAGAGGGACCUGCUGGAAGAGCGUUUGACCUGUGCGGACACCACAGCGGCCCUUCUCACGUCCCAUCUUCUGCAGUCGGAAAUAGGAGAUUACGAUGAAAUGCUGGACCGAGAGCACCUCAAAGCCAACGAGUAUUUGCCUGGCCAGCAGCACUGCCUCGAGAAGAUACUAGAAUUCCAUCAGAAGCACGUGGGCCAGACACCUGCUGAGUCGGAUUUCCAGGUGCUCGAAAUUGCUCGAAAGUUGGAAAUGUAUGGCAUCAGAUUUCACAUGGCUUCUGACAGGGAAGGAACCAAGAUUCAACUGGCGGUUUCCCACAUGGGUGUACUCGUGUUUCAGGGCACCACCAAAAUCAACACUUUCAAUUGGUCCAAGGUCCGUAAACUAAGCUUCAAGAGGAAAAGAUUUCUUAUCAAACUUCAUCCAGAGGUUCAUGGACCUUACCAGGACACAUUAGAAUUUUUGUUGGGUAGUAGAGAUGAAUGCAAGAACUUCUGGAAGAUAUGUGUGGAGUAUCACACCUUUUUUAGACUUUUGGACCAACCUAAGCCAAAAGCGAAAGCUGUCUUCUUCAGCCGGGGCUCCUCCUUCAGAUACAGUGGAAGAACUCAGAAGCAACUAGUAGAUUAUUUCAAAGACAGUGGAAUGAAGAGAAUUCCAUAUGAAAGAAGGCACAGCAAGACUCACAUGUCCAUUCGUGCUCUGACUGCAGACCUACCAAAACAGAGCAUCUCGUUCCCCGAGGGAUUGAGGACUCCUGGCUCCCCAUCUUCAGCGAAUGCCUCCUUUUACUCACUCUCUCCCUCCACUCUGGUGCCCCCUGGCCUGCCAGAGUUUAAGGACAGCAGCAGCUCCCUCACAGAGCCCCAGGUUUCCUACAUCAAGAGUCCAGCUGCAGAGGGGAGCAGUGGAGCAGUGGCUGGAGGCCCUGACACACCAUCGGCCCAGCCCAUCGGGCCCCCCGCACUCCAGCCUGGUCCAGGCCUUUCCACGAAGAGUCCUCAGCCUUCUCCCUCCAGCCGGAACAGCCCCCUGAGUCUGAGCCCUGCAUUUCAGGUGCCUUUGGGCCCAGCUGAACAGGGCUCAUCCCCACUCCUGAGCCCUGUCCUCAGUGAUGCUGGCGGAGCUGGGAUGGACUACGAGGAGCCGAGACACAAGCGCAUGCCUGCAGACGAGGCCUACUUCAUAGUCAAGGAGAUUCUCGCUACAGAACGAACAUACCUGAAGGAUUUAGAAGUUAUUACCGUGUGGUUCCGCAGCGCAGUGGUGAAGGAGGACGCCAUGCCUGCGACUCUGAUGACAUUGCUCUUCUCCAACAUCGAUCCCAUCUAUGAGUUCCACAGAGGCUUCCUGCGCGAGGUGGAGCAGAGGCUGGCACUCUGGGAAGCGCCCUCCAAAGCCCACACAAAAGGCGGCCAUCAACGAAUCGGGGACAUCCUGCUCAGGAACAUGCUCCAGUUAAAGGAGUUUACCAGCUACUUCCAAAGACAUGACGAGGUCCUAACAGAACUGGAAAAGGCUACCAAACGCUUUAAGAAGUUGGAGGCGGUGUACAAGGAGUUCGAGCUGCAGAAGGUCUGCUACUUGCCUCUCAACACGUUCCUGCUGAAGCCCAUCCAGCGGCUGCUGCACUACCGCCUGCUGCUGCGACGCCUGUGUGGACACUACACUCCCGGUCACCAUGACUACGCCGACUGCCAUGAUGCCCUGAAGGCCAUCACAGAGGUGACUACCACACUACAGCACAUUCUCAUCCGGCUGGAGAACCUGCAGAAGCUGACGGAGCUGCAGCGGGACCUGGUGGGCGUAGAGAACCUCAUUGCUCCUGGCAGGGAGUUCAUCCGUGAGGGCUGCCUUCACAAGCUCACCAAGAAGGGCCUGCAGCAGAGGAUGUUCUUUCUGUUCUCAGACAUGUUGCUGUACACAAGCAAAGGAGUCGCAGGGACCAGCCACUUCCGGAUCCGGGGCCUCCUUCCCCUCCGAGGCAUGCUGGUAGAAGAAAGUGAGAAUGAGUGGUCUGUUCCACACUGUUUCACCAUCUACGCAGCUCAGAAAACAGUCGUGGUGGCAGCCAGCACUCGGCUGGAGAAAGAGAAAUGGAUGCUCGACCUGAACAACGCGAUCCAAGCAGCCAAGAGUGGCGGUGACACGGCCCCUGCACUGCCAGGCAGCACUGUGUGCACUCAUCCCCGCAGAUCCCCCAACGAGGUAUCUCUGGAACAGGAGUCAGAAGAUGAUGCUAAGGGUGCCCGCAGCUCCCUAGAGGGGCAUGGCCAGCAUCGGGCCAACACCACAAUGCACGUGUGCUGGUACCGGAACACCAGCGUGUCCAGGGCAGACCACAGUGCAGCUGUCGAGAACCAGCUUUCAGGAUAUCUGCUAAGAAAGUUCAAAAACAGUCAUGGCUGGCAGAAGCUCUGGGUCGUCUUUACCAAUUUCUGUUUGUUCUUCUACAAAACUCAUCAGGAUGACUACCCACUGGCCAGCCUCCCGCUGCUGGGCUACGGCGUGAGCAUCCCCCAGGAGGCCGAUGGCAUACACAAAGACUACGUUUUCAAGCUCCAGUUCAAAUCCCAUGUCUACUUCUUCCGGGCUGAGAGCAAGUACACAUUUGAAAGGUGGAUGGAGGUGAUCCAGGGAGCCAGCAGCUCGGCUGGGAGGGCCCCGAGCAUCGUGCAGGAUGGUCCCCAACCCUCCUCAGGGCUGGAGGGGAUGGUCAGGGGAAAGGAGGAAUGACGCUCAACCUGCCCAGAGCAGGGUGCCUGCUGAGGACUGGCCUAGAGCAAGCACUGGAAAAGAGGCCCUGCCAUACACCCUGCAUACCCACUGCCAGGACCCUCUCAGACAAGUGUGGCACAGCCAUGCUGACCUUCCAUCUGGUGAACCAAGUGGCAGCCCCAGGGGCCCGCCCUGCAGGUCACAGCUCAGCAAGUCUAGCAGAAGCCAUGCUUGUUCCCCGUGUACCUCUGGAGAAGCAGAAACCAAAGUCCCCCUGUGCCCUGGGAGGGUGGGGUCCUCUAAUUUAUUAGUGCCCAGCAUUCCUUCCAACGGGAAGUAGACAAGUGACUGCUUUGUUCACACACAUUUGAUUAAAAAUAAACAGCAUCUCCCCA
Messenger RNA from Mandrillus leucophaeus (drill), 3600 nucleotides. RefSeq names its product FERM, RhoGEF and pleckstrin domain protein 2 (gene FARP2). Gene Ontology annotation, cellular component: cytoskeleton. The record is from RefSeq and is a predicted model, not a curated record. The transcript is spliced from 28 exons. Lineage: Eukaryota; Metazoa; Chordata; Mammalia; Primates; Cercopithecidae. Bases 56 to 3223 code for a protein of 1055 amino acids. Gene Ontology annotation, molecular function: guanyl-nucleotide exchange factor activity; cytoskeletal protein binding.